Hipposideros armiger (great roundleaf bat) is the source of this 945-nucleotide messenger RNA. Its product is annotated as endothelial cell-specific chemotaxis regulator-like. Gene Ontology annotation, biological process: positive regulation of endothelial cell apoptotic process; positive regulation of proteasomal protein catabolic process; negative regulation of angiogenesis. Gene Ontology annotation, cellular component: cytosol; plasma membrane. The record is from RefSeq and is a predicted model, not a curated record. Lineage: Eukaryota; Metazoa; Chordata; Mammalia; Chiroptera; Hipposideridae.
AUGGACAGUGCCUUCAGGGAGCAGCUGUCUGCCCGUCACAGACCCAGCCGACAUGCGGACUGUUGGAGCUCGCAGCUGUGUUGGGUGACCCUUUUCCUCCUACUGACACGCUACAACUCCCAGCCUACAACACAGCCCUGUAGCCCUCAAGGAGCCCUCAGCCUAAGUCUGACCACAGAGCCAACUUCUAACACAGGAGUCAGACCUUCUUCAGAGCCAAGUAGCCCAAACCUUCUGUCCAGCACCGGUACCCCAGCUGCUCCAGAGACGGUAUCACAGGUUCCCACAGCAGCCACCACAACAGCAACAUCAGGGCAUGACACCUCUCAAAAUGUUACUCCCAAACCAGCCACCAUCAGCCCGAGGACAAGAGAAGAUUCAACCUUCCUUCCCAGCCUUACAUCAGAGGUACUCACUGUGGCUGCAUUUGGUGUCUUCAACUUCACUGUCAUCUUGGUGGCUGUGGUGACCAUCCUCGUCAGUGUGGUCAGUCUAAGGUUUAAGUUUUGGAAGAAUGGUGCUGAAGAUCCCCAGAAACCUGGGAGUUCAGGGCUAUCUGAAAGCUGCUCCACAGCCAAUGGAGAGAAAGAUAGCAUCAUCCUCAUCUUCCUGAAGAAUAUCAACGUGAAUGCCAGCAAAGGAUGCCCCUCAGGGGAAAGUUCUUUAAAAGCAACCUUUGGUCCCCAUAAGUCCGAGGAUGAUACAGGUUUAUAUGACUAUAAGGAGGAAGGCGAUGGGAUCUGUAGAGGCGAUGGACCACAUAUAAAUUAUUUUAUUGUUUCACAUCUGCUCCCAGAUCUGAAGGACACUAGUAUUUUUCCAGAUCUGGGAGCAAACUCCCAACAUGGGAGACUUUUUCCCAUAUGGACAACCCCUCCAAAACAGGGCCUGCUCCUCCCAAAUUCUCAAAGUCGCAGGAGGGAGGAGUCUACACAGCAAGGGUAA